Molecule: messenger RNA, 1100 nt
Organism: Mesocricetus auratus (golden hamster)
Lineage: Eukaryota; Metazoa; Chordata; Mammalia; Rodentia; Cricetidae
Product: leukocyte-associated immunoglobulin-like receptor 1
Exons: 9
Coding region: 118-963 (281 amino acids)
Source: RefSeq, a predicted model, not a curated record
UCAUGUGAGGAAGCUGAUACAGAAACCGUGUGACCAGCCUCAGUCCACACAUCCUGCCUAUUGUGUCGGCUGCAGGGCUUCAGGUCCAGACCUGCUCCGGCCGCUGGAGCCUGAAUCAUGUCACUUUGUCUUGCCACCGUGCUGGCCGUCGUGCUGUGCCUGGGACAGACAGUUAACACCAAGGAAGGGUUUCUGGAGAUUCCUUCCAUCUCCGCUGAACCAGGCCUUACUGUCCCCCAAGGGCAUUUUGUAAUCUUUGUGUGCUCAAGCUCUAGUGGGUAUGACAUAUUCCGCCUGGAGAAGAAAAACUGGAAAGUCAUGGAUGAGACGAGCACCCCCGAUUCUCUGACAGAGGCUCGAUUCCGCCUUGGCCCAGUGGAUGACAGCUUUGCUGGGAGCUAUACCUGUAUCUAUGAGAAAGAGUCCACCUGGUCCCCACGCAGUGAGGCCCUGGAGCUGAUGGUAACGAGAGAAUAUGUCACCCAGGCUCCUGACCCAGGCAAAUCAACAAAACUGGGAAAAACCACCCCGAGUGAGGAAACCUGGACCUACAAAGACAAGCAUGACACAUCUUGGCUGAAGACCAAUGGCGUUUAUAUACUCACUGGCGUCUCUGUGAUCUUCCUCCUUUGUCUUCUCCUCCUCCUUCUCUUCUGCUUCCAUAGCCAUCGGCAAAAAAAGCAGGGGCUCACAAACAGCAAGAAGCAGCAGCAGAGGCCACAAAAGAGACUCAGCCUAGUUACUAAUGGCCUGGAGAGUACACCAGACAUAGUCACAGAUGACAGGCUUCCUGAGGACAGAAGGUCAGAAACCCAGAUCCCUGUUGCAGGAGGCCUUCAGGAGGUGACAUAUGCCCAUCUGGACCAUCAUGCCCUCACACAGAGGACAGCUGGAGCUAUGUCCCCACAGAGCAGAGAUACCACGCCCGAGUCCAGCACAUACGCAGCUAUCAUCAGACGCUGAGCCUGGGCACACUUGGAGACACGCACAAUCACUGUUGGAAAAGCCCGACAGCCAUUCAAGGGCUCCUUUUGGGAUCACCCUGGUGUGGAAAGCAAGCCAGACAGUUCUGCUUGAGACAGAAACCAGACCCCUGGAGG